Molecule: messenger RNA, 2097 nt
Organism: Penicillium diatomitis
Lineage: Eukaryota; Fungi; Ascomycota; Eurotiomycetes; Eurotiales; Aspergillaceae
Product: mitochondrial distribution and morphology protein
Exons: 3
Coding region: 1-2097 (698 amino acids)
Biological process (GO): mitochondrion inheritance
Cellular component (GO): mitochondrial inner membrane
Source: RefSeq, a predicted model, not a curated record
AUGUCCGCAAACUUCGGACGUCGGCUUUAUGCCGAGAUCUGGGAUUUCGCACAUCCUUUCCUUGGCCGCAUACGACAACAUCGCACAUCCCGCCUCGAUUGCUUUUCCCGAAACACGUUCGAUUCAGCUAUAUCCAGCCGGAGACGUCUAUCAUCAGGCACAUUCAAAUCAAAUCAACUAACACGACGCUUCGCUUCUGGUGGCCUUCUUGUCUUUGCCUCUCAGAGCUCAACAGCGGCAGAAACCGGUGCUGCUUGCAUUAUCUCCAAUAAAAAACUCACGGCUCAAUACAUCUGGAAGCGAGCGUUGCACUCGUCGAACGAUGCUCAACACGAUGUCACCCCCUCUAGCCGCCCCCAACCAUCACAGAGUGACGAACAUGUGCAGCCGACCUCGACUGCGAAGCCUAACGGCGCAUGUACUCAGACACCAUCCACGAAAAUUUCAGACCCUUCCCAACAGUCAUCGUCUUACUUCACCCCUCCCCAUCGCCACCACUUGAUGGAUCGUUUGCCUCACAUGCCGCAUUUACACCGGCCGACAAAGGAAGAGCUUCUUUCAGCGGCUACUGGUUUCUGGUCCCGCCUCAAAGUUCGGUUCAAGUGGUUUUCCAUUCGAAGCGUGCGACCAUUUAACUUGGAUGAAAUCGCAGCUCUGUUUUCGUGGGUGUUUCUAGGCCACGUUGUCUGGGUUGUUGUGGGAACUACAACCUUCUUCUCGCUUUUGAUCCUCGCCAUCAACACAGUCUUCGCCCAAGAAACGCUGGCUGGAUGGGUUGGCAAUUACCUGACCAAAUCAUCUGGGGUCAAGGUAGUCUUCGAAUCCGCCAUCGUCCCGAAAUGGAGAGGCGGCGUAAUCACUUUCAAAAAUGUCUUUGUCUCACGGCGACCCGGUCAGGGAACGGGUCAUGUUAGCAAAGGCUCACCCACGACUGCGGCGGCCGCCGCGGCCGCCGCGGCUCGAGGUGAACAAGCAACAGAGGCUUCCAUGGCCGAGGAGGAAGAUACCAACUACACUCAAUUUGACCUUUCUAUCGAGACCGUCAACGUGACCUUGUCUUUUGCUAAAUGGCUCAAUGGUAAGGGCCCGCUCAGAGAUGUUGAAGUUCGAGGAAUCCGCGGUGUCGUCGACCGCCGUCAUGUUCAUUGGCCGGCCGAAGAUCUCGACCCGAAGUCUUAUCGUCAUGAGCACAACCCUGGUGACUUCGAGAUUGACUCGUUCAAAAUGCAUGAUGUCCUGGUCUCCAUCUACCAGCCGGACAAUUUCCGACCCUUUUCGGUCAGCAUAUUCUCAUGCGAUCUUCCUCAGUUGAGAAAGCAAUGGCUUUUCUACGAUUUCUUGUCCGCGAACAUGAUGUCGGGAUCAUUUGACAACUCGCUCUUCACCAUUCAUCCGCGCCAAAGUCAUGGCUUCGUUGGCGCUCGAUGGGAUGAGGGGGGAGAUGGAGAUGGCAAGCCUAGUCCAUGGAAAAAACAUAAUCGGAUUCGAGUGGAUGGUCUAAAUAUAGAUCAUCUCAAUCGUGGCGUUCAGGGUCCCUUCUCAUGGAUCCAUGAAGGUACCGUCGAUAUCGUUGCGGACAUUAUGCUCCCCGCGGAGAACGACGAGAGCAUCGCGAAAGUGAUGGCAGACUUCUAUGAUCGUUUGGAGGCUACCGUUACGACGAACAAGUACUCCGAGUCGAUGCCUGUUGAGUCUAGUGGCGAUCCUUCCUCCUUAUCUGAAGCCAACAAGCGCUUCAUUGCUAUGGAUUUGCGCGUUCAUCUCAACAACGUUCGGGCUGCCGUCCCGAUCUUCACCCGCGAUCUUUCUUACAUCAACAACGCGCUCAUUCGACCGAUCGUCGCAUAUAUCAACUCCAAGCGCACUUUCAUUCCCAUCAAUUGCCGUCUGGUCAAGCGCGCCAGCGACUUUGACGGAAGCUGGACGAUAUUUGACAGUGGUCUCAUGGAUGAUCUGUCCGCUGCGACCUACGACGCAUUCUCGCGCGACAUUGUUGAUGACGAAGCGCGCAAGCGACGUUUCAAGAAAGUAGGGUUCUGGUCCCUCCAAUUGGCCGCCCAGGCCAUCUUUAUGGGCAUGGCCGGUAACAUUGCAUAA